GAGGCGGAUUUCAAUGGUAAGCGCGAUCGUGGUUUGUUUGGCGGGCGAAGAAAAUUUUCGGGAUUCUCGGUGGGAAAAGGAGUGCCGCAAGGAUGUGUACGCAGGGGGGACUAGCGAGUUUCUUGGGUGUAUGUCCUUCGAUGUUAAGCAUGUCAUUGAAGAGGAAAUCAGUGGAUCGUUCCGUCUCCUUCCCCAAUCCACUGGCCGAUCUACCAACCAACCCAUAACAAACGCCCGAUCUGACAGCUUCGGCGAGCCGACGACCGGAAACGCCCGAACGUGGCCGAAGAUGUACGAGCGGCAGUGCAACGUCGACGAGCUGAUAAGUCUGGACGACUUGGAGUCCGAUUUGGGCAAACCGAGUGACAGGACGGCGUUGACCGAGCAACAGAAGUACGCCGAUGAGAAUUUGUUUUUGAGAUACUUGGAACUGGAUCCGACAGAAGGCCCUGAUGCCAACUCGGCUGCGACUCAACGAAAAGCGACUGGCAACAGGAAUGGUCGCACUCCAUUCACAUGUACCAAACGGCUCACCAAGUCCCCCAAAACCGGUUUCGGUUUUUCGGUGGUUUGGACUCACCCGCCCCGUAUAGAAAGGGUGGAAAAAGGGUUGCCUGCCGAUAGGGCGGGAAUCCUGCCCGGCGAUUACGUCAUAUUUGUGGACAAGCAUAAUGUCGUGAUGAUGCCGGAAAUUGAUAUUUUGAAUCUGAUACGAUCGUACGGCAGUCAAUUAACCCUCGAGAUAUUCAGGCGCCACCCUUCUAGGAACGGUUCCCUGCCCAGCGUGAAGCGACCCUCCACCGACCAGUCGAGUGGGGGCGGCAUCCCUCUAAUUCCGCCGCCCCCGACCGGCUGCCCCAAUCCGCCCCUGCGCAGGCCGUCUACAGUGUGUUCGGCGAAUACCGCGUCGCUGGAAUGCGCCAGGCGGCGGUUGAACCUGCCCCAGGUGACGUUCAGCAGCGAGAAACAAACGAACAAUCCGGAGGAAAACAGAAGGAAAGCAAUGUAUCAAUUGAUAAGCAAAGAGCAACAAUACGCGACAGGAUUGCAGUUCGCCAUCACUAGGUUCGUUUCAGCGUUAGCUGAAAGAAAAGAUCUCAUCACAGCGUCUGAACAUCGAAUACUGUUUCAAAAUUGCGAAGAGAUCCUUCGGAUAACAGAAGACAUCCUGGAUCAACUUAUACAGGACGAUGGGGAACCGCAGCUACAUCAUCUAGCGAGGAUCUAUCAUUCUAAAAUGCAUGAUAUAACGACAGCAUAUAAGCGCUAUUGCUCAGGAAUUCAAAAAGCCGACUGUAUUUUAGCUAGUAAGACGAAAAACUCGAACUCGGACUUCGUCAGGUUCCUGCAAGUGCCUCAGAUACCUAGACGAAGGCCAGACAUUACAUCUUUCAUCCACAAACCCCUAGAGCACUAUAGAGAAGUGCUGAGAUUGCUGACUGCAAUUCAAAGUAACACCAAACCGGGUCAUAAUGAGUUGCCUGUGAUAAACCAAAUUAUACAUGACCUACAGUUAACUUAUAGGGAAAUUACUUCUGAAGCUGGACUGAUGGAGCCUUUAGGAGAAGGAAGGCCCCUUUUAACAGUACAAGACUUAGAAAAUAGAUUAGUUUUUACAAAAUGUAAGCCCUUCGUACUGAACAAACCUGGUAGACAAUGGAUAUUCGGUGGCGACCUCAGCAGGAUAGAAGGGAGAAACGUCAGACAGUAUUGGACUUUGCUCUUCAGCGAUCUUCUUCUGUUUGCCAAAGCCUCCCGAGAUCGUGUUCUGUUCGUCACCGAGGAUCCCCUACCUCUAGCUCAUGUGCAGGACGUUUUUUUCAAUGUUAGGAAAAAAGAUACUGAAUUUAGGAUAACAGUGAAUCCCGAAGGGAAGGGCGCGAAGAGCCCUACAGUCCACUGCGGUCCUGAUCUCAGCAGGACUCCCAGGAAGAAUGCCAACAAAAAAACUGUGAUUUUGAGAGCUCCCAAUCCCGAACUGAAAGCUGUUUGGCAAAACUUGCUACAACGACAAAUCUUCAUCUCCAACUCAGGCAUGGACGGCAGCUCUUUUAGCUCUCCGGUAGAUUCCCCGGACGCCCCUGCGACCCUAUCGGCCGGAACCCUACAUUCUACAGAGUCUCUGCGGCCUCAGCCUCCCAACCUGACACGAAACUGUCAAAAUGACUGUCCCGAUAAGAACGAGAUCCAGAAACAUAUAGACGCCAUGAUAGAUUUGAAGUGCAAACAGCUCGAUCACACCGAAUUCAACGACAAAUACAACUCGGUGCAUUUGGAGCAAUGGAUGAAGGGGGAAUUAAACGCCGAAACGAUGCCAGCAAGUCCGCCGGACCUGGAACCACUCCUGGAAGACUGGACAGAGGAAAUGGUUCGAAUGAGGUCCGAGGAGCUGCAGCUGGUCGACGCCGAGGGCAACCUGAAGAGCAAGGGGGACCUCAGAAGGAAUGAGGGAACGUGUGAGGAGGCCAGCACGUGUGACCUUGAACACAGUCCGUCCAAAAGCACCACUACGGAAAGCCAAGUUACUGUAAGAUCGAGCCCUUUGGUACCAGAAACCGUACCAGUUUGUCGACAAUGUCACAAGAAUUGCCUUAGUAGUAACGGAACAGUGAACAGUGUACAAAAUUUCGACGACUGCAAUAGCAAUAGAGCAAGCGACACUAGGCUAGACAAUAUGGACAAAGAUAAGAAUCAGAACAAAGAUGACAGCUGGCAAACUUUUUUUCUAUUAGGAAUGAUGUCCAAUCCAGCUGCGACCCUAGUGAAUAUGGAUCCGUUUUCUAUGCCUGCUGUGCCCCAAAUUUCGAUCGUUUCUGCUACCCCAGAGAAUUCAAUCACGAGAAGUGCAUGUUCUGAUGAUAAAAUUGAAGAAAAUUCCUGCCAGUGCCAGUACCAAAAUGAUAGCUCAUGCAACGAUCCUCAAGCCAAUCAAAUCCAUGAUGCCUUCUCCAAUGAUCUGGAUAAAUCUCCAGACGAUUCCCCUGAAACGGAAGAACAUCCCUAUCACUCCCUUAGCAGCUCAGUAGCGACCCUUCGAAGGUACGGCACCAUGUCGAGCUUGGAGAGGGUCGAAUCGGAAGAAAAAGAUGAAGUGUAUGAGAACAAUAUUCCAGAUAGUGACGAAGACAAUGAUGCCGAUGUGGAAGAUGAUGAAGAAGGAGGAAUCGAUAAUGCCGCUUUUAAUCAUUCUUCAUCUAUCAGACAUUGGACUGCCAAAGCUGGAUGCUUUGUAGCUGAGAAAAUGGCGAUUUUUGAAAAACUAGGAGAGGACUACCGAAAUGGUGGAUUUUUCGAUAGGUAUCUCAGAGCAGCAGAUCAGCCUGUCAAUGGGGAGGAUCAGCAAGAAGAGGAAACUUCCGGAGCUACUUCCGGCGAGGAGAUUUGGGGAACUCCCACGAGUGGAGAUAUGGACGAUAACUUGAAUUCUCCCAGUUAUGAGGACAAGCAAUCGCCAAAUGACGGAUCGAUAUCUUCUGAUUACGGAGACGACACUGAAAUCAUGAUGGACGAACUGCUGAUGACUCCACCUAUAACGGGAGCUAUAAUGCGUGGCCUACUGCCCAGAAGAACGUUGGAACCGCUUAUUGAAGAGGACGGAUCCGAAACGUCGACUUCCUCUUCGAUCGACUCCGUCACCGAUCCAUCGAUCUCACCCGAACAGGGCAGCGGAACUGGAAGUGCUGCUGACACAUGUUCGGCUGCUGCCGAAAGUCCGGCGAUGUCCGGCGCUACUCCGCCGGCCGCCGGUACGCCGCCGCCGGCGCCGGAGGCGGGGACAAGGAUGCGCCGGUCGGAAAGCUACCGGCGCAUCGUCGAAGCUGCAGAGAGCGAAGGAAGCUUCAGCUUCGAGCGAGACGCAUUUUUCUUCAGUCGGCUGAGGCCGGUGGCCAGGUUUGCAAGUAUUGAGAGGGCGUCUAGGUCAAAGAGUGUCAAAAUUUUUGAGUUUUUUAAUGUUUGCAAGCCAGAAAGAAGAAUUUACGAAAGGUUUCCCUAUGGUAGACAUCCGUUCAAAGUGUUCGAAAACAUCGAAGAACAUCAACCUAAUGAUUUCACUCCUGGCUCUCCAAAAAUAUUAAAGGACAAACAGAUGGACAGAAGAUUCUGGAAACAGCUAAGUCGUAGAAGAGGAUGCAAAGGAAAUAUUCCGGCCUAAUAAUAUUCAACUAUCAACAUACAAAAAUGAUAAAUAAACCUUAUUUUGUUUUUAUUCCAUUAGGAGUGAACUAGAUCAAUUAUUAUUAUGAUGUGCGUUUGGAUGCGAGUAUAGUAGGAAUGAAAAAUGUCUUGAAAUAUGAUUCAAAGACUAUUAUUAUAGUAAUUAUUAUUAUCAUUAUUUGGUUGAAUCUGAGAACUGGUCUUGAUAAGAUAACGAUAUCGGAAGAUAAGGAGGAAGACAAUACUCAUUAUAAAAUAAUGUGUCAAAACUGAAAAUUUUGACAAAUAUUACAGAAAUUCAGAAUGUUUCAUUGAUUGACAGACUAACGGGAUAGUUAUAGUCAGCUCUCUUCUACAGAGUAAGUCACGUAAAAUUGCUUACAGAGCUUAUUCUGAAAGACUUUUUCUGAUGAAGAUAAAAACAAAAAAAUACAAGUCAUAAUACAACAGUUCAACUUUCGUUUCGUUUUUUUUUUCAACUUUAACUAUUCGUCAAGUUUUUCUAGAAAGAUACUUUUAACUUUUGUUAAAAAAUUGGUGAACAUUCAACAAAAGAAAUAAAAGUGCUAUGGCUUCGGGCGAUUUUCAUUAGACACCCUGUAGAAUAGAGAUGAUACUUUUUAUUUUUCAUGAUUGAAAGACCUAACUAACUUCAUACUCAAGGCCUUGUUAACUAAAUUGGUACUAAGAAUGACUAAGUACCUAGUACCUACUUUAUACUAAGCUUUUAAAAAUAAUUGUUAUUGUCCAUUUUCAAGACUAUAAAUUAUUAUUAUUGUCAUUAAUAAUUAUUGUUCAGCUAGGUGAGAAUACUUUUCGAAAUUUUCUAGGUCUAGUUAAUGGUAAAACUGUAUAGAAAUUAAUCCGUCACACUCCAUUGUGAUAUCAAUACUGUUUUAUAUACCUAAUGUU
Phaedon cochleariae (mustard beetle) is the source of this 5067-nucleotide messenger RNA. Lineage: Eukaryota; Metazoa; Arthropoda; Insecta; Coleoptera; Chrysomelidae. The record is from the annotation of a GenBank genome assembly.